AUGAGUAAUAGGAAACCUAACAAACAACAAAAGUCAGGUUUAAGUAAGAAGGAAGAGGCGAAGAAGCAGAAGGAAUUAGAAGAAUUCAACAAAGAACUCGAAGAUACUGUUGCAUUCGUUCUUUGCCAUCCAUUUGCUUGCACAAUGUCUCCAAUUAACGGAGAAUUACCACCAUGCUUAUUCCCAUUAUGUAAUGCACCAGUUUUGCUAUAUGUUCUUAACUGGUUGAACUCAAAUGGUCUCGAAAAAAUUUAUAUUCUUUGCAGAACCAACGAUAAAGAACAAAUACAGAAAGUUACAUCCUUGUGUUCAUCAAGAAUGUUGAUCCAAGGCAUUGAAAUUGUUGAUACAAUGGAACCAGCCAAUAAUGUUGGUGAUUGCAUGAGAAUUAUUGAUAAGUGGAACCAACAGUACAACGCAUUCAAGCACUGUGUUGUUGUUCCAGGUACUUUAGUUACCAAUGUUCCUCUAAAGACCGUUAUUCAUAGACACAUUAAUGAUAUUAUUGUAGCCAAAGAGAAAAAGGACGAGAUGCAGCUUGUCGCAACUUGUGUAUUCACACAAGGCAACUACAAUACCUAUAAUGUCAUGGAAAGCGAGCAACACUCGAUUUUACAAAUUGGCUCAACAGCUGAAUUUGAAUUCAACUUUGGCAGGUCACCACUGCAAAUCAAUCUUACCAAGGGCUUUUUCAAGAAGGUAUCGCGUUACCAUAUUCUUACAAAUCUUCAUGAUGCUCAUGUUUACGUCUGCACAGCCCAGAUGUUCCCAGAUUUCGGUGAACAAUUCGACUGGAAGAAUUUCUGCGACGAUUGCAUCCCAACACAGAUCGAUGUUAUGGAAUUAACAAAGCAUGUUACUCAUAUCUUUUACUGCAAGGAAUCAUUCGCCAAAACAAUCGACGAUCUUCCAGACUACAUCGAUACAUCACUCGCCAUGCUUCACCGUUGGCUCUAUCCUCUUACAGUUGAAAUGAAUUUCUUCCCACCAUACGAAACAAAGUCCGCAAUGGACGAUGACUUCCCUAUGGAUGAAGAAGAAGAGAUGGAGGAUAAGUUUAUCAAGAAGAUCAGCUCAGAUCUCCAAGAUAACGAAGAUCUUGCAAGAUUCCUUCAAGAACCAGAAAACAUCGAAUCUACCGCAUACAGAAUUAAACGCGACCUUGUCUACCUCUACGAAAACGUCUUCCCAAGCCUUUCCGCCAAAGUUGGUCCAUUGGUCGUAAUCGGAAACAACACGAAAGUCGGCGACAACACAAUAAUUAAGAACUCUGUCAUCGGUGCUAACUGUACGAUCGGUAAAAACGUCAAAAUUGAGAACUCAAUUAUUUGGGAUGACGUUGUCAUUGGCGAUAACGUCAAAAUUGAUCAGUCAUUGAUUGCCUCCAAGUGUGUUCUCAGCGACGGCAUCACCAUCGACUACGGUUGCAUCAUCAGUUUCGGAUGCACUGUCAAACGCGACAUUCCUGAGUGCCGCCGCUUGACAACCUUCCAGGAAUUGCUUCCUGAUGGUCUUUUCCCAACAGAAGAGACAGACGUCACUCUUCCACCGGAUGUUCCAAGUUGGCUUGGCAAAUUCUGCGAGCAAAAGUUCGAAGAUCCAAUUGAUUUGGGCGAAGACGAGAACUACACUGUCACAGAGUUCUUCCCGACACCAAUGCACGAGAUUCCUCUUCUCAGAAUGGCCCAGGCGAGAGACAAACUUCCAAUUGAGCCAGAAGACAUUUUGCAGGCUUCUUAUCCGGAAGAAGAGGAAGAUCAGUUCGAAAACGAAGAAGAAGAUGUCGAAAACGAUGGAGAAGAUAACGAAAACGAGAAUGAGAAAUGCGAUGUUCCUAUCAACGAAGAAUUCCUCAAACUCGCACAGGAACUCAUCAACCAAGCAAUCACAAAAGACGGCGGACUUGACAACGUCAAAACAGAACUCGGCAGCCUCAAGAUGAAGGAAGGAGCAAUAGAAUUGGACUGCGCAGUUGCAUUGAUCAUUGCUGCAAUUGACAUGUCUAAUGCAAAUGAAGAAGAUGACUUGCAGUCUGCUUUGGAUAAGUUCGAGGACUUGCUCUUCAAGUACUUGGAGACAAGCGAGAACCAGGCAGAUGUUCUCUACUGGUGGCAGUGGUACUGCGCUGUCGAUUACAGCAACAGAAAGGAACUCUUCGUAGAAGUUGUGAAGAAACUCGUAGAAGAUGACGUUGUACAAGAGGACGCAUACGCAGACUGGAGAGAUGGACAGGAUGAUUCUACUCCAACACAGCGCAAAUUAUAUGAUUCUUACAUCGAAUCAUCGGAAUAA
Messenger RNA from Trichomonas vaginalis G3, 2292 nucleotides. Its product is annotated as translation initiation factor eIF-2b subunit epsilon family. The coding region runs from base 1 to 2292 and encodes 763 amino acids. Lineage: Eukaryota; Parabasalia; Trichomonadida; Trichomonadidae. Gene Ontology annotation, cellular component: eukaryotic translation initiation factor 2B complex. The transcript has a single exon. The record is from RefSeq and is a predicted model, not a curated record. Gene Ontology annotation, molecular function: translation initiation factor activity; translation initiation factor binding; guanyl-nucleotide exchange factor activity.